Molecule: messenger RNA, 1039 nt
Organism: Panonychus citri (citrus red mite)
Lineage: Eukaryota; Metazoa; Arthropoda; Arachnida; Trombidiformes; Tetranychidae
Exons: 4
Coding region: 406-900 (164 amino acids)
Source: RefSeq, a predicted model, not a curated record
UUAACUAAUGACAAUUAACCUUCCAAAUGAUCAUCUGGUUACAAUCAUUCAACUGUUGAUUGCUUAGAUUAGAAGAGUAAAUCAGAAGCACAAUUAAAAGGCUCUAAUAAUCAAACGAUUAACCGUUUCAGCGAUAGAUCACUUUCUCCGCUAAUUAGUGGAACAAUUAUUAUAAUCAACCUUCUAAUGAUUGGUUCAAAAUCAAUUAAUAAAGAGAAGAGACUAAUUAACAAAAGAAGAGAAGUUUUUUGUCUUUUGCUUUGGUCACAUGGUUUUCAUAUUCUCCAUUUGUGAUUAAGGAUUAUUAGUUUAAUUUGCUCACUCGUUGUGAUCGUUUCUCUUUGGAUUUACAAUUACAAUUAAUUGUUCAAUUUUGUUCAGUGUUUUUUUCUUCAACAAUCAAAAAUGUUCAAUUUAAAUUCAAUUCUAAUUGUUAUUCUAUUUACUUGUUUUUCUAAUCUCCACGUAAAUUGUCAAUCUAAUGAAAAUAGAAUUGAAGUUGUUCGUGGUGGAUCAUUUUGGAUGAACUGUUCAUUUGACUUCCCGAAUGUUCAACUUCCUUGGACUCUUACGAUCAAAAAGCUCGGGCCUUUUCCGAAUGACAUUUACCGAAUCGAUUCAGGAUCAGCCACCGGAAAAAUCAGUCCAUGGAAUCAAACUGGAGUUGAAAUUAUCGAUUCGACUCGUAACAGUUUAUUGAUCGAUGGUGCUAAUGACCGAUCAUUUGGUGAAUACGAUUGUGAAUUAGUCGAUGGGCAAAGCAUAACUCACAUGUACAGAGUCCAAGUUAUCGAGAGUGCUCAUUCCGAUUCCAUGAGUUGGUUUCGAGUUAAAUCAUCACAAUUCUAUUGGAUUCAAUUGAUUACCUUAAAUUUCAUUGUUUUCUGUCUUUUCAAGUGACAUUUCAUUCAAGUUGCUUCUUAAUUUUGAUAAUUACUCAUCUUCAUUUCUUUACUCUUUGUAUCUUAAUUAGUGAUUGAUUUGGUUCGUUUUUUUACUUAAAAUUAAAUGUUCACUUUGCUAGUGAUUUUCUAGUUCA